AGACACAUAUCACCUACAGCAUUGUAUCAUUUUGCCUGGGUGCUUGCUGUGUUGUCAAACUUCUUUGCUGCUGCUGCUGCAUUUACACUAACAGGGGAGUUAAGAACCCAUGAAUGUUUCUGUUUGACACAAACAAGAGGACUUACUUCUAAAUCGUGCACUAAAGAUGAUUGGAGGAAACAUCUCUGUUGCAGUUGAUAUACUGGAGACCAUAACAAAAGCAACUCCUGUCUUGCCACCAACGCGUUCAGUAUAUGGAGAUGGCAGAGG
Molecule: messenger RNA, 270 nt
Organism: Linum tenue
Lineage: Eukaryota; Viridiplantae; Streptophyta; Magnoliopsida; Malpighiales; Linaceae
Source: the annotation of a GenBank genome assembly